GUAGAGUGGAGAAGGUUCAUUACGAAUGCCUUAUAGAAAUGAAAAUGAUAUUUUAAUACUGUUAUCAAAACCGGGAUCUAACUGGUGAAAAUUGAUACGUGAAAGGUAAUCUGUGAAAAGGUUUUACAGAUUUAUUUUUGAAACAUCUCGUGUUUACUUGUAUGUGUCGCUGACAUCGAUGUAUGGUGGAACAUUGUAUAACGGAUAAUAAAUUCUAUAUUGAACAAAUUAAAUAGUAAAUAAUGGUUUAUUAAGUGAUGGAAAAUAAAUUUAUGGAAAUGUAAAAAAACGCUAUUAAAGCUUAAUUUAAAAGCUAUUAGUGGAAGAGGGAGUUACUAAUUACAUAUAUUGCAUAGGCAGUUCAUCAUCGACUGUGAUCAGAUAGAAACAGUUUCGUCUUCAUGUGAAGAGGUUACACACAUUUCCAUUCAAUGAAUUAAAAUGUGAGAGUUAAAAGGGUGCAAUAGUUGAAGCCCGCUGAUAGAAAGUGAAAAGAUCUGUGAUAAAUAACAUUGUUAACUAUAUUACAUAUUAAAGAAAUUCGAAUUUUCCGUGGAUCAAAUAAAUGAGAUUAGCAGUUUUAGUGGAUUUCACAAAACUUGCGUUAUCGGGGCGAUCAAGUGUGGGAUAAAGAGGGGAUUUGAAAGGAGGAAAAAUAAUGCGUUUCAAGUGACAUGAAUAUCGGAUACUUACAUGAAAGUUUACAGAAAUGUUCGGAUUACGGGUUCCAGUAGCGAAAUCUUUGGCUACAACAGAAUUUGACGGAGUACAGGCUAUACUUUAUAACAGCAGUCUGCAUAAGCCUUCACACUGGCUGUCAAGGGUGGACAAAGCUGGUAGAAUAUUUCAUCUUGAAUUAGAGAAUUCAACAGAUUCCAGUGACAGCAUUUCUGUUGACAAGGAAUGUUUUUGCAGUGAUUGUGCUACGGAUGACACUGGAUAUGGCACUGACACGGACUUGAACUUGAGUCUUAGGUAUAGAAACAAUGCUUUAAAACUAAACCAGCCAGAUUUUAAUGAUGUCACUGAUGUAUUAAAAGGAAGCAGCUUUGAUAUUCCGAUAUCUAAAAAUAGCUCGUUUGAUAUCAGUGGAAAAGACAUUCAAAAGGUUGAAGAGGAUAUUGACAGUUUGUUCCAAGGUGUUGAUGCGACUCGGAAUAAGCGUGAUUUUGAUGAUUUGGACGUAGACAUUCCUUUUGAUAUUGACAGCUGCUUUUCAGAAGGAGAGUUAAAAAUUGACAGGGAUUGUUUAAGUAGUGAAUAUGCUGAAAUAAUAGACUUUGAUUACAAAGAGAAGUCUAAAGAACCUGUGAAAAGUAAACAAUAUUUAGAGUAUUCUAAAGUGAAAGAAACCACUAGAGGAAAGCAGUGCGAAUGUGAAGCAAAAAUGAACAUUGGAACAAGGCAUUGUGUACAAGUUGAUGUUAAAUUAAGGACUAAUAAACAAAUUGAGGAAGAUUUAACAACUGUACAGCUGUGUGAACAGAUAUUGGGAAUUGUUCCCGGACAUUAUGGUUCCAGUCAGUCAGGGACUAAUGGCCACCGGAGAAAAGAUAGGAGGGUAAAAAUACGGGGUCUUGUCCCCUCUGGUGUAGCAGCUAAAUAUACACAAAUCAGAGUUGGUGACAGUUUGAUAUGUAUCAAUGAUCAGGAGGUUACCUGGGAUAAUUUAGAUAACAUUCUGCAGAUUUUACUUUAUCAGAGACAGGCCAAGCUGCUUAUUAAAAAGAAUUCAAGAGAGAAAAAGUCUGGUUCCCUGCUUGUAAAAAAGACAAGCCAGUCAUCAGUUAGUAGACUUGUGCAGCUGGUUACUGGCUCCAACAAUAGUGCUGUAUCCAUUGAGAAUAUUGCUGAAGGAGAAUGGGAACCAUUCUAUGGAGCAAUGUAUUUGUCACUUGAAGGUGUGAACUCCGACAAUAUGCAAGCCAAGGAGGACAUUGUGUAUCAGUUUCCUAGGGUUGACAACAAAGUGAUUGCAUCAAGAGGGAUGUUCAUCACUUUAGCUGGCACAAUCAACGAUGCUAUACAAUCAACAGUACAAAGCACAACUUUGAUGGUAGAUAACAGCCCUGUGCAUGUAGUAUACCAUUGUGAAGGACAAAACUUGUUUGUUAUUUCUGCACCUGAAAAUAGAUUUUCACUCACUUCCCUGACGACACUUGUGAAAGACCUUGUCCGUCUGCUGCAGGUUACCCAUAGUUCCGUUCAUGAAGCCUUCACCACAUUAGCCAAUCACAAUCAACUAGACUGCUUCUUCGCUUUACUACAUCAAAAUCAGGUCUCACAGUCUACAAAUAAUGGCACAGUCCAGAAUGAGAAGUGCAAUCUAAACCAGUCUGCCAAGAUAUUACCAUUACCAAAUGAGAUUAAGUGUUGUGCAGAUAGAGUUCUGACUGAUUUUGAAGCUGCUGAUUUUGGAGACAUGUCUGACAGUUACUAUGGAAACAGAAGAAGCUAUUCUAUUUUAGGAUCAUGUUUGUUUUACAAGAACUACCUCAUUUCUAAUCACUUACCAAAAGACGAUCUGGUGGACUUUUCUACCUACCUGAAAUAUCACUCACUACUAAACCUGAGCACCGAUCACUCGCUAGGACAACUGGUCGUGUGGAGGGAAAUUCACCCGACCCGGCAUUGCCAGGCGGUACCGGACGAACAACAGUUUGGUUACACGGAACCUCUUAUAGCACGAUGGUUUUGGCUGAUUGUUGGCUACAAAAACCUGAUAAUGUGUGUAUCUUUGGAGACUGGAGGUUGUACUAAAGUUGUUGAUGGUGUAUCGGCACCUGAUCCUUUCCUCAUAGACCAGACACGGGCUGUCCUUAUGCAGCUGUAUAGUCAGAAUAUUGCCUCACAUUGUGAAAACAGUGUUUCCAGUCAGCCAUCAUCUUUUGUGUCACACCCUGACGACCUCGUUCGAAGACAACAAGGUCAUGACCUUAUAUCAAGGUCACUCAAAGGUCAUGAUAUUAUACCAAAGUCGCUGAAGAAAUUACCUCACAGAGACUCGACAAACUUGUUCAGUGUUGCCAAUGGUGUUACGGAGAAUUCCGGGUCGAUUCGACGACUGAUGCAGCGACGGAAAGAUUCAAUGGAAUCGGAUAAUUCUAGUGAAAGUAGCGGAGAAUCUCUGUUUAAAUUCUCUAAGAAAGGACGCCUGUUUCCAGAAACAGCAGAUUUGUUACACAAUAUAAGUGAGUCAAAGGAAGACAUCGGGCCACUUAACUCCAAUAGAAAGUUGACAGCAGGCAUAGACAACUGCUUGUUCCAUUUCCAGUAUUACGACAACCUAGAGGGCGUGUUUAUAUCCUCCGAGGCAGAUGUGGGCGGAGUCAGUCAAUUAAACAACGAAAUAUACAAGUGCUUCCAGACUGCUUGCCAGAAAAUUAAACAAAUGUUUGAUAGUGCUAGAAGAACAAAGGAACAAAGUAAGGAUAGAAAACAGCAUGUAUGUGGUUUGAAUGACGAUUUGGUCACAGCGAGGGAGGAAGGUGUCAUGUUUACAUGUACACUACCUAACAACGAUAAGAAAUCUCAUCCACUAUGUUACUGGGUUGUUGGACGCUGUUUGUCACGGUCAUUAAGAAGAGAAGUUUAUGUUUGUUUCCACGAUUCAACUCCACAAACUGUGAUCGAACUAGCAUUUAAAAUAGCACUUGGUUACCUCCCUUUAUAAACACAAAAAUAGCCAUAAGUUACCUCCCUUGGUAAGCCAACAAAAUGAUGUCAAAGAUAGAAAACUGCAUCAGUCAAGGAAGAACAUCUGUGCCAAUAUAGUGAAUUUGUUUUUAAAGAUGAAUAAAAUGAUGUAUUAUAAACUUUUGCGGGUGACCUAAAUUUUCUUCCAUUCUACAAGCAUAAUAGAAAUUAUGUUAUUUAUUACAUAUUAGCUGUUAAAAAAAAAUCAAUGAAUCCUAAAAUAUUUUUGUUAACCUUCCGAAUAUUAAUAGAGAUUAUAACUAGUCUAUGCCACUAGUUAACUAUCAAGUUUUCACACUCAACUGUGUUCGUGCUGAAUUACCUUAAACUACUAUUGGACUGUCCGAAAUUCAAGGCAGGGCAAGUCUAUUUUAAAAAUAUAGAGGUGUAUGGGUUGAUUUGCUUAAGCUAUAUUUUCAAUAAUAUCAACUUAAAUUUAGAAGUAAAAUUUGCAAUAGAUGUUAUCCAGAACUUGGUAAAUGUUGGUUUUUCCAAUCUUGUCGGGGUAUAACAGACUUUUACCACUUUGGCUUCAUAGUACACUACAGUUCAUAAUAAUGUAAUCAAUGUGUUGCACUUGUUAUUUAAUUAUUUGCCAAGUUUUUAACGGUGAAAAUUAUGUAUCCUGGAUUAGGUGGGAAAAGUCACAUUACCGAGUUCCAGAGUCUCUCUAUUUAACAAUUUUCAAAAUGUUAUUUUUGUAAAUCAAAAUAUUCAGUUACCAUUUUAAACUGGAUUAUAGUAGUUAAAAGUAAUGUGUAUUUAUUAUAGUAGUUGAAAGUAAUGUGCAGUUAGUAAUUGCAACACUUUAUAUUUUUUAUUAAUAGAAGUAUCAAUGGUCAGCAUUUUUGUUAAGAGAGUUGAAUGAUUUUGAAUUUUAAAUUAAGACGGACACUAUUGGUAAAUAUAGAAUGGUCAUUGAUUGACAUAACCUACCUCAGGCAUUUGUAGCAUUAGUGUUCAUUCUAUGCAUCAUUACAUCCUAUUAAAUCAUCUAUUAGUCUUUAGUAAGUAAUUUACGCCUUUAUUUAAUGAGGCUUACACAUUCAGUUUUCGAUCUUCCAUGUGGGCCUCAGCUGAUGGUCACAAUAUAACAGUAAACAGUUAACAUAUAUACACAACUGUCUACUUUAAAACGAGUAGAUAAAUAUUUAAAAAUUGUGUUUUGAACGAAUUUGCCUUUAAAUAAGUAAAAGCUAAUGUUUGAAAGAUUUUGCCUCACCAUCAAGUGAAAUUGAAAUUAUGGUGAAAAGAAUGUUUUUGAGAACCUAUUUUGCGAAUUUGUCUUUUAAGUUGAAAACAAAAUGUGAUAAAUAGAACAAUUUUUGUGUUUGGAUCAUUUGUGUUUGGGUCAUUUGUUUUUUAAAUAAUUUACACUGUGAAGAGGCCAGUUAGUUUUGUAAAUCUUAUUCCAGUUAUUAAAUGAACAUUUACAAGUAACUAUGCAAUAGACACAUCAUCUUUUUUUCUGUAUAUAUUAAUUAUACCCCCGCACAACAAAGUUGUAAGGGGGGUAUACUGGAAUCAGCUUGUCCGUCCGUCCGGCUGUCCGGCCGUCCGUCGGUUUUUUCUUGUCCGCCCAAUAACUUAAGAUUCCUUUGACCCUUAGUCUUCAUAUUUAGCAUGGAGGUUAGUCAUGAUUAGUAGAUGACCCCUAUUGAUUUUGAGGUCACCAGGUCAAAGGUCAAGGUCACAGGGGCCUUGACUUCAAAAAGCUUGUCCGCCCAAUAACUUAAGAUUCCUUUGACCCACAGUCUUCAUAUUUGGCAUAGAGGUUAGUCAUGAUUAGUAGAUGACCCCUAUUGAUUUUGAGGUCACCAGGUCAAAGGUCAAGGUCACAGGGGCCUUGACUUGAAAAAACUUGUCCGCCCAAUAACUUAAGAUUCCUUUGACCCACAGUCUUCAUAUUUGGAAUGGAGGUUAGUCAUGAUAAGUAGAUGACCCCUAUUGAUUUUGAGGUCACCAGGUCAAAGGUCAAGGUCACAGGGACUUUGACUUCAAAAAAGUUUGUCUGCCCAAUUACUUUAGAUUCCUAUGACCCACAGUCUUCAUAUUUGGCAUGGAUGUUGAUCAUGACUAUAAGGUGACCCCUAUUGAUUUUGAGGUCACUGGGUCAAAGGUCAAGGUCACAGGGAGCUUGACAAAAAAAAGCUUUUCUUCUCAAUUGCUAAAGUAAAUGUCCUGUCCGCAAUGUAUUGAUUUUGACAUUUUCACAUUUGAAGCAUGUAGAAUACAAUGCACUGGCUUAGUAACCUCAGAUUUGGCAGGGAGAUUGUGUUUGAGCUCUAAAUGGCCACUGUUGAUUCUGACAAAGUGGUAUGCGGGGGUAUUCACGCCAUCAUAGUGGCAGUUCUAGUUAAUGCUAUGCAAAUUAAACAGGGUAUAUUUUAUAACUUUACAUUCUGGUAUUCAAGAACUAUUUUUUUCUUUACUUUCUUUUCUCUAGAUGUUUUUCAUUCAUUUAGAAAUACUUUACUACAUAGACUCAUUUUCAUUGUGUGUAGUAUAAGUCUUGUAAUAUUAUACAAAAACUUCAGUUUAUAUUUUCAUUUUACUGUACUACAUUAUCCAAUUAAUUAUCUGAUUAUUUUCACCUUACAAUCCCAAAGUAUUCUAAUCUGUCAAUACUGAAUAGGGGAUGUCCCUCCGUCCAUAUGUUCUUUAGCGAACAACUCGAAACUUGGCAAUGGCUUCUUUAUUUCAAGUUUGUGCCUUUAUACUUACUCACAACAUACAUGUUCCUCUUGAUGAGUUUUAUUUAGACAUAUUGAAAUAUGACCUUGACCCAUAUAAAUGUCCUUGACCUUAAAGGUCAAAUUUUCGACCUAGAAAGCUUACUGAUUACAAACACAUCCUGUUGCUAAGCAAAUUUUGUGGCAUUUUUUUCCCACAUAAUUUAACAGAGUUAAAGCCCUUGUGUAUAAUGUAAACUUGUGCAUAAUAUGUCUGUACUAUCAUUCUCUAUUAACUUUUACAUCAAGUUUGCUAAUUUAAAAGGAUGAAAUUGUAGCUUUCUGUUUUACAGAAAUUUUAUAUGAACUUUUUAAAAUCACUACAUUAUGCAGCACUUGCCAAAAUGAUUAAUUGGACAUAAUAUCAUGUUUCAUUUUAACAAAAUAAUAAUGACAUAUAAAAUAUUUUUGAUUUCAUGUAUGCCUCUUUUAUAUAUUAAUUUUGGUUGUGAAAUAGUCAAUAUGAUUGCAUUUUAUUUGCAGUCUAGUAGAUGAUUCAUAUUUGACAUUUAAUGUUGAUAGCUGUAGUUGGGAAGAAGUUUCAUUUAAAAUAAAAUUUUAGGAAGUUCACAAGCUCUGUUUGUGGAAAUAAUUGUUGACAAUACUGGAUAUUGAACAUGUUUUGUUACAAUGUUUUAAAUAAUAAAAUUCUUACGUUAUUAGAAGGGUCAUUAGAUGGUGAAAUGCACUUACUUUGGCAAUUAAAUAUUUUAGCUUUUUUUUUAAAAAAAAAACUGAGAAAAAAAAAAUGUUGAUUUAAUUAAAUUCAAGAAGCAUUGUUCCAUUAUUAUAAUAAUUAACAAAGUCUUCACUUUUAUUAAACAGGAAUUGCAAUGUAAAUUUUUUCUGUAACUUUUUGGAACUGGUUCGGUAUGCACUCAAAUGGCACUCACAGAUUCACUUUUUCUCAUUCAGACUCUGUCAGUGUUUUCAUAACUGAUAAAAUAUGGACAAAUAUUUAUAAUUUCUUAAAUGACAUGCAUUUUUUUUAAAUUUUAUGUUCAUAUGUAAAACAUUUGAAUCACUACAAUUGAACACAGUUACAUGUAUUUAAUUUGGAGAGGAAAAUAUGCACUCUUAAUUUGAAAGCAAUUGAACACAAAGCAAUAAAAGUAAAUUUAUAUAUUCAUAAAUAAUUAUUUUAUAUGUACACUUGAAGUAUAAAGCAAUAUUUGUGCAUUUAUUUUGAGAUUAACAUAAUAAAUUAUCGUUGUUGUUAUUGUUAUCAUUCAAAAGGAAAAAAUAAAAACUUAUCCAAUGUUA
Messenger RNA from Ruditapes philippinarum (Manila clam), 7691 nucleotides. RefSeq names its product protein inturned-like. Gene Ontology annotation, molecular function: protein binding. Gene Ontology annotation, biological process: nervous system development; vesicle-mediated transport; cilium assembly. Gene Ontology annotation, cellular component: cilium; cytoplasm. Bases 710 to 3673 code for a protein of 987 amino acids. Lineage: Eukaryota; Metazoa; Mollusca; Bivalvia; Venerida; Veneridae. The record is from RefSeq and is a predicted model, not a curated record. The transcript has 18 exons.